Rhinichthys klamathensis goyatoka is the source of this 729-nucleotide messenger RNA. RefSeq names its product CD83 molecule (gene cd83). The transcript has 5 exons. The record is from RefSeq and is a predicted model, not a curated record. NCBI's taxonomy places the organism in Eukaryota, Metazoa, Chordata, Actinopteri, Cypriniformes, Leuciscidae. Bases 39 to 698 code for a protein of 219 amino acids.
CCAAAAGCCAAGUGAGCAAGCGCGAUGAUAUAUAAACCAUGUCGACACCGACCAAGAUAGCCAGAACCAUGCAUUACUUCUCGGAAUUCAUCGUUUGUCUUGUAACUUUAGCUGUGGCGGAGGGUGUAAGGCAUGAGAUUCGCACUGUCAUUGGCGAGGACGUCGAGUUGCCUUGUGCUGCGAAAUCAAAGGCGGGUAUCCGGUACCGCUCGGUGACAUGGUACAAGAUUGUUGAAGGGCCUCCCCGAACGAUAACUGGUCUUGUAAGACUAACUGAAAACAAUGGCAAAGUGGAGAAAUACAAUGGUGUCGAACGAGAGGUUGACCUGCUUGAGAGAACACAGAGCCUUCUUCUGUCUAAUGUAACUGCACAAGACAGUGGGAUAUACAACUGCUUUCUGUCUGCUCCUCUUGGCCAUCAGAACCAGGAAGGCGAAAUCGUUCUGAAGGUCUAUGAGCAUCUUACAGUUGAGCAAAUGGAAUUUAAUAAAAGUGAUACAAUUUAUGUAGUCGUGGCCGUCACAGUCCUCGGUGUGGCACUCCUGAUGCUUUGCUUAAGCUAUGUUUGUUUAAGGAAUGUGUUCCAAAGCAACAAGAAGCUCUCAAAAGACUCUUUGCUGAAAAUGCCACAUCAAGGCAAGAACUUGAUUGUCACCAAGCAUUUGGAUUGCAAGACUUUGCCUGAAGUGUUUGUGUGAUGGUAAACCAGAGUACAUGGGGCAGUGCUCA